Ostrinia furnacalis (Asian corn borer) is the source of this 1506-nucleotide messenger RNA. Its product is annotated as Hormone receptor 51. Lineage: Eukaryota; Metazoa; Arthropoda; Insecta; Lepidoptera; Crambidae. Bases 1 to 987 code for a protein of 328 amino acids. The transcript is spliced from 7 exons. The record is from RefSeq and is a predicted model, not a curated record.
AUGCCCAAUCAAGAACACAGUGAACUCUUUAAUUUCCUAACAGUUAUUAUUCUCGCAGCGGUGCAGAAUGAGCGGCAGCCUCGAAAUACAGCUACCAUCAGGCCGGAGGCUCUGAGGGAUAUGGACCAAGAGAGAGCGUUGAGGGAGGCCGCUGUUGCUGUAGGAGUUUUCGGUCCCCCAGUAUCCCUGGCCAUGGCGCUAUCCCCGGCGCGCUACCCGCUGCUGUCGCCGCACUACGCGCCGCUGCCGCCGCCGCCGCCGGACUCGUCGCACGAGCCCGCUGCCGACUCCAACCGCCAUAGUGACAGCGACGAUGACAGCAUCGACGUGACAAAUGAAGAAGACUCCACGUCGUACUCCCCGCCUUCUGUCGCGAGCUACCCUCAAAGCUGCGUACCUUACAGACCUUUGGGUGUCGAAAGUGCAGCAGAAACGGCAGCCAGACUGCUGUUCAUGGCAGUAAAAUGGGCUAAAAACCUGCCGUCCUUCGCCAGUCUUGCGUUUAGAGAUCAGGUCAUCCUCCUAGAAGAAGCGUGGUCGGAGUUGUUCCUUCUCAACGCCAUCCAGUGGUGUCUGCCGCUAGACGCCGCCUGCGCAGCGCUCUUUGGCAGCGACCAGACUGACCAAGAGAACGGCAUCAACUCGGCGGCGCUCCGACGUCUUCGAGAAGUCUUAGCGCGGUACAGAGCUGUUCUGGUGGACCCCGCCGAGUUCGCCUGCAUGAAGGCCAUAGUUUUGUUUAAAUCUGAAACACGAGGCCUAAAAGACCCCCUCCAGAUCGAGAACCUCCAGGAUCAAGCUCAAGUGAUGCUGAUGACCCACGCGAGGACCGCCCAUGGUACUGCCCCCGCCAGGUUUGGAAGACUUCUGUUACUUCUGCCACUUCUACGUCUAGUCAGCCCACAGCAGUUGGAGAAGGAGUUCUUCUCGAAGACUAUUGGACAGACGCCGAUGGAGAAGGUAUUGGCUGAUAUGUAUAAAAAUUAGAUGGUUUACUUAUGUGGUGGUAUUGCUGUUCCUUCUUUUGCCUGUGAAGAAGUCUAAAAAUAUGAUAAACGAGGAGGUAUUGCUUUUCUUUCUUCUGUCAGUUCUAUGAAGAAGAAAUUGGUCUUCAAGAAUAAGACAGAAGCGAUUGGAGAUUAUCCUGGCUGAUAAUGUAAAGAAAAAAUGCUUCUUUCUUUCUCUUUCUCCCUUGGUUUAACGGCAACCUAUGUGGUGGUGUUACUCCAUUCUGCCAGUCCUACGAAGUAGUAGAACUUCUGUUCUUCUCCGAGAACAGAAUAGACUAUAGGACCGACCGACCGGGUGGUCGACAAUGAACCAGUAGUACAGAGUGAACCACGUUAAAUAUCUUGCUUCCUUCUUUUUCCCUUCUUGAUUGAACGACGGAAGAGUUUUUACUUCAUUUGUUAUUAAUUGAUAAGACCACAGAUAAGACGAAGUUAAAAUUUAGACUAGUCGGUUAUUUAACUAUGUACCUAGCUACCUACUCAAUUAAUGUAAAUA